AUGGCCGAGGCUGCAGAUGAUGGCUUUCCUCAAGCUGUGCAGGAGCAUUUCAAGCUCUCUGACCAACUCUCUUAUGCAGCAGCUGCUUCCACUAUGGAACUGGAUCUUCAACACCAUCUGGCCUUCAAUACCCCUUGGAACUCCACCUGGGCAAAUUCAAACCAUGACACUAUUCCUUUCAGCUUUAUCGGAGACCUCCCACCCUCAGAUAGCAAUCCGCUAUUUCAUUUUAACCUGCCCCCACAACCUCCUUUGUUCGGGGAGUUAUUCCAAUCUGUACCCCACGGUUACAGCUUGUCAACCUCAAGCGGAGGAGGAACGGAGUACCAAGAGGGCGAUGGAGAAAGGCUGGAGUCCACUAAGGAAACUGGAAAGAGGACUAAGCACUAUGCCACGGCGCGGGAGAAGAGAACAAAUUUGAAUGACAGGUACAAGUUCUUGGGGAGUUUGGUUCCUAAACCUAGCAAGCCCGAUAGAGCUUCAGUAGUGGGAGAUGCUAUUGACUACAUAAAAGAGCUUGUUAGAACAGUUGACGAGCUCAAAUUACUGAAGGAAAAAAGAUCACGCAGUAGAGAGAGAAGCAUUAAGAGGCACAACACAGAUCAAGACGAUGCCUCCGAGCAGUCCUAUAAUAAUGGAUCUUUAAGGAGUUCCUGGAUUCAGAGAAAAUCCAAGGAUACAGAGAUUGAUGUUCGUAUCGUUCAUGACCAAGUAACCAUCACACUCCAACGAAAAAAGAUGGAUUGUUUGUUGUUUGUUUCCAAGGUUCUUGACGAGCUUCAUUUGGAUCUCCAACAUGUUGCCAGUGGCCAAAUUGGUGAUUACUACAGCUUCCUCUUCAACGCAAAGAUAUAUGAAGGUUCUUCUGUUCAUGCUGGUGCCAUAGCCAAUAAGCUUAUUGAGGUUAUGGACACAGAAUAUGCAGCCAUUCCCACAAGUAGCUAUUAA
Messenger RNA from Pistacia vera, 948 nucleotides. RefSeq names its product transcription factor bHLH91-like. The transcript is spliced from 3 exons. Bases 1 to 948 code for a protein of 315 amino acids. The record is from RefSeq and is a predicted model, not a curated record. Lineage: Eukaryota; Viridiplantae; Streptophyta; Magnoliopsida; Sapindales; Anacardiaceae. Gene Ontology annotation, biological process: anther wall tapetum development; regulation of DNA-templated transcription. Gene Ontology annotation, molecular function: protein dimerization activity.